AUGCCUCGACCCAACCAGACUCAAGGGGACCGCCGCAUGCCGAUCCGUCCGAUUCACACCAUCUCCGGUAGCUCACUGUCGCCAGCCAGCCCCGGCUUGACUACAACCGUCUGCCAACUGGCAUACAACCCGGUCGGUCACAACAGCCCUCGGACGGCCGGAGUGAAUCGAGGCAUCUUCUUUUGCCCUGGGCGUCCGACCCGACACCCACUCAGCCGGGCCAGCGACAGUCCUAUCGUGGGAAGGCACUCACGUCUGCACACCGAGUCGCAGGUUCACAGAUCUGUCUCGGGGCCGCCUAGAGACACAGACCGACAAGCGGAUCUCGUGUGGACUCGAGUCUCGACGGAGCGACUUCUGCACUCGGCCGGGCCACGAGUCAUCGCGGACCGGAGGCGUCACGAGGGCAUCAGUGGCCAAAUGUUCGGUGAACUCGGCGUGUAUCUCGGCCUUGUUACCGGCCACGCGCACAACAAGUGGAUGGGGGUAGAGAAUGGGAUUUUC
Molecule: messenger RNA, 504 nt
Organism: Protopolystoma xenopodis
Lineage: Eukaryota; Metazoa; Platyhelminthes; Monogenea; Polystomatidea; Polystomatidae
Source: the annotation of a GenBank genome assembly